AUGGCCUCGCUUCUUGAGGAACAGAUAAAGCUGGAACAGAGUCAGAGGAUGCGGUUCCAGAGUGAACUCCAGGUCGAGCUGGCGAGGCAUCGGAAUGCUAUCUUGGAGAAGCAGGAACUGGCGGCUUUGAAGCUGAGGGGCCAGUUGGAGUUUGAACGUGAGCAGAAGGGAAGGAGGGCUGAGGAGGAAGAGGAGGAGGUACGGCGGCAGUCUCUUCAGCUUACCGCUACUGCUCCCACCACCGCUGUCGAGUCAAUUGAAGAGGCAGCAGGAGUUAGAGAGGCGUCAGUUCAAGACCAGGAAGCCGACAACAAGCAACUGAAAAACUCAACAACGACCCAAGCUCCAUAUACCACUGUGGCGGCCGGUAUCAUUGAUCCACGGUAUAGGACCAUGUUCGGAUACAGAGGUCCAGAGCACUCCAAGUCAACACCUGAAGAGUUGGCCGAGCUAGAGCAGGAACGCCGCAACACCUUGACCGCCACCCUCACCCCUCCCUCGUCGUCGUCGUCGUCAGUCAAAGACACUGCUACUAGGAUCCCGGCAGAGAACAGGGUGCGUCUGGCUAUGAUGGAUUUUACCCCCUCGCAAAUUGAAGGAAUGACGCUAGAGCAGGCUAGUGCUAUUCUCCACCUUCGCUCCGCCCAACCACAGGAACAACAAUCGUCGUCGUCCUUGAAGCACACGGACACAACAACAGAUACUGACACAAACACAUGUGCACAAACUAAUGGCACAAAAACAGCAACAGCGACAGUGGAAGAUAUGAUUAAUAAUGAGGAGGAGGAGGAGAACAGACGAACGCCCCGUUUUGCACCUGACAUUAUGUCGUCCGUCUCCCUUCACAACUAG
Linnemannia hyalina is the source of this 852-nucleotide messenger RNA. The record is from the annotation of a GenBank genome assembly. Lineage: Eukaryota; Fungi; Mortierellomycota; Mortierellomycetes; Mortierellales; Mortierellaceae.